Messenger RNA from Trypanosoma grayi, 648 nucleotides. Its product is annotated as putative vesicle-associated membrane protein. Gene Ontology annotation, cellular component: membrane. Lineage: Eukaryota; Euglenozoa; Kinetoplastea; Trypanosomatida; Trypanosomatidae. The record is from RefSeq and is a predicted model, not a curated record. Gene Ontology annotation, biological process: vesicle-mediated transport. Bases 1 to 648 code for a protein of 215 amino acids. The transcript has a single exon.
AUGCCGAUUAAAUAUAGCUGCAUUAAUGACGGCACGACGCUGCUCGCUGAGUACCCGCCUGGCGAGCAGCCGAAGUUGGCCGAAACCAUGCAGAAGGUCAUUGCGACAGUCCCCAGCAAGGAGUACCGCCGAAAGACAAUCGAGGACAAGGAGGGUGGUGUGAAUUAUCACUACAUCAGCAACGGUGAGGGCCGCAUUGUGGCGUGUGUGACGACAAACGAUAUGCGUAUGCGGACGGUUUUUUCAUUCCUUGAGGCGGUUGAGCCACUCGUGCGUGGAAACGUUGGUCCGCCAGGGACGGAGCUGCGCAACGGCAAGAAGCUCCUUCAGCAGAAGAUGGAAUUCUAUAAUAACCCACAGAACGACAAAAUCACGGCGUUAAACGAUGAUAUCAACCAAGUAGUAGACGUGAUGAUGGACAACAUGGACAAAGUCCUUGCGCGUGGCGAUCGCAUUGACACCCUUCAUGAGAAGUCGACCACGCUAGCCGAUCAGGCACAACAGUUUCAGCAGCGGUCUACCGAGCUGAAGCGGAACAUGUGCUUGAAGAACCUAAAGUUGACGCUCAUGAUUAUUGGCUCAGUUGGUGUUGUUAUUCUUAUUAUUGUUCUCAUUGCCUGCAAACCGAACUUCUCCAACUGCAAGUAG